Messenger RNA from Micropterus salmoides (largemouth bass), 2206 nucleotides. RefSeq names its product zinc finger protein 180-like. Lineage: Eukaryota; Metazoa; Chordata; Actinopteri; Centrarchiformes; Centrarchidae. The transcript is spliced from 3 exons. The record is from RefSeq and is a predicted model, not a curated record. The coding region runs from base 251 to 1348 and encodes 365 amino acids.
ACGUAAUGCAGGUUCUUCUUCCGGAGGCCGCGAAUUGUUAUGUUGCGUCCUGAUCCUUUUAAUCCCUUUUAUCUUGUUUAUAUUUGUUUUUAAAAAAUGUCCUAUUAGUUAAGUUGGUUAAAUAUAAAUUAAACCUAAACGUCUAGCUAACACAGACCGCAUUGAGGUUUUGGUGGAAGUUUAAAAGGGAAAACGAUAACGGACAGAGUUAGCUUACUACGUCCGUUAGCCGCUAACUUCGGCUCGCAGGAUGUCUAAAAUUGAACGUUUAAAUGCUCGUGUGGCCAAGCUGCUGACUGAAGCAGUGCAAGAAGUUCUGGAGGUGGUGAAGGAGACGGUGUCAGAAUACCAGGAGAAAACUGCCAGAACACAGAGAGAGAACGAGAGUCUUAAGAGAAGGCUGCAGGAGCUUCAGGACAAGAUAACAAGAGAGAGCAUAGACAAAGAAGAUACACAAAAUCAAGAGCAGGAUUUGGGGCUCACUUUGUGGCAGAACUCAGAGCUCCCUCUCACCGAGCAAAAACCGAUAAGCAGCCACAAACCUGACCACAAUGUGAAGCAGGAUUCAAAACAACAGGAGAGCAACAGUAAUACUGAAUCACAAGCUGAGUGUAACUUGACACAAACAACAGAACACUGCAAAGCACAAGCAGAGGAGGUGACACACAUUAUAGAGGAGGCAAUGACAGUCCACACAUCACACAGUGCAAACAGGAACAUCAGUGUUGCCCCAUCCAAUAAUGCAUGCGCCUCUCACUCCAGCACCUCAGUUGGGAUAAACCUGGCUGUUGUUAAAAGAGAGCCAGAACCUUCAGGCUGUGCAACAUCAAAACCACCACCUCUUCAAGAACAGUAUAAUGGAUGUGUGGAUUUAAGCUUCAACUCUUCUCGUCAGAACUCUGCUGAGACGCACAGGCCACAAGUCAGUGCUGAACCUUGCGGACAUGUCUUUGUCCACUCAAAUCAUGGCAUACCUAGGAGGCAUGGAUUUGCAAAAACCAACAGGGCUGCAUUUGAUGGGAGAAAAAUCAGGAUGGAGCACUUCAGGAGAGACGAUUCGCACCCCUGUGUUGUAUGCGGAAAGACGUUCAGCAGGGUUGGGAACUUGAGAAUCCACCAGCGUUGUCACACAGGAGAGAAGCCAUAUGGUUGCGUACAGUGCGGGAGGCGUUUUAGUCAGGCAGGAGACUUGAAAAAACACAAGAGGGUGCACACAGGCGAGAAACCGUACUACUGCAACCAGUGCGGAAAGUGCUUCAGUCGGGGGGAGAAUCUGAAAAGACACCAGAAGAUCCAUAUUGGAGAGAUUUUACAGUUACAGCAAGUGUGGAGGGAGCAACAGCAAUGAUUAACUUCAAAUCAGUAAAAUCAGCAGACUCACUCUGUGCAGAAUCUGAAGGACAAUUUUUGGUCUGUGCCCUUAGAUAAAGAAGUAUUUGCUGGGUGUUUAAGUUAUGAGCUACAGAAUUAGUAAAGAAAUGAUAAUAUAUUUUGACUAACUGGGAAUAGUUAAGGUGUUACUUGCUGUUCUGGUGUAUGUAGCCAGUUGUGUGCUGCUUGCUCUGGUGUAUUUGUCCCUCUGAUCAUGAAGGAACAGAGCUGUAGACGAUAAUCACUUAACCAAAGAGGCUAAAGCUUUACAGAUAUAAAGGCAUACUAUCAAUAUCUAAAUUGAUAUCUGUGUAAUACUAUUUUUAACCAACAAGAUUGAGUCAAUUGUGAAAUUUUAACUAAUAUAAUGGUCAAUUAGCAAAAGAACAGAAGAAAGAAAUAUACUUCAAAAGGUUCUGCACACUAAUGAUAUGUUCAUACAGGUGAUUUCAAAUGUUUUAGCUUAUUAGAUUGUUGACCUUUUGCUCACUCUUGUUGCACAUGUUAGUGCACCAAAAGUUACACCCCCAUCAUUCCUAUUAGUAUAAAGAGUUUUGUGUGCUCCACCUAACCUCAACCUGACUCGAGGUCUCAUCAGCCAAAAUAAGUGAAGUGUUUGGACUAAAGGUGACAGUGUUAUAUAGUGUCUCUUGGUCAUGCACAGAAUGAGUUCUAUCAUGUUUAAAUAAGUAAAUGCUGAAGACAGUGAUUGAAGCAUGGUUGUCCUUAAAAUUGCCUCAUUUUCCAGACAGACUGAAGCUUGCUGUAUGCCGGAUAUAUUUAUUUAUAUAGUUAUUAGCAGAAGAAAUAAAUGUAUUUAUUACUACCAAAAAAA